This is a messenger RNA of Rosa chinensis, 540 nucleotides long. RefSeq lists its product as uncharacterized. The transcript has 3 exons. The coding region runs from base 82 to 399 and encodes 105 amino acids. Lineage: Eukaryota; Viridiplantae; Streptophyta; Magnoliopsida; Rosales; Rosaceae. The record is from RefSeq and is a predicted model, not a curated record.
CCAACUUCUUCCCAGAAAACUCGUUCUCUCUCUCUCCCCUCUCUAAAAGAACCCUAAAUCGUAUUGCGGAGCCGAAACUACAUGGGUCAAGGAGCAUCCCGUCCCAAAUGGUUGACGCGUAGUGAGCGCCAAGAUGAGCUUCUUAAGAUGUGUCCUCUCCCUGCGACAGUUAUUCGUCGUCCAAACACGAACCCAGAUGGGUCUGAUAUUCCAAGCAUAUCUGGUUCUGAUUUUGAGUUCCCUGAUCCUAAUUGUGAGACCUGGAUUAGGAAGCUCUAUCAGGCAAUGAGCAGUAACCAGGACCAGGACCGGGAUAUGACACGGUACUAUCAGCAUAAGUUGAGGGAUUAUUGCGGUAUAGAGGUCGACCUCUCGGCUAGUCUUCCCACUAAAUCAUGAAGCUCUAUGGAUAUUGUUGUAGAUGAUCCAUCCAUGUUAAGACGAUGUAACUCUCUUUUCGUAUCAUAAUUAUUGUAUGGUCAGUCUGUAUGAGUUUCCUAGCUUUAUGAUUUACUAUUGCAUAUAUAAUUAUAUACAAGC